Molecule: messenger RNA, 1588 nt
Organism: Penaeus chinensis
Lineage: Eukaryota; Metazoa; Arthropoda; Malacostraca; Decapoda; Penaeidae
Product: ecdysone 20-monooxygenase-like
Exons: 8
Coding region: 92-1588 (498 amino acids)
Molecular function (GO): monooxygenase activity; iron ion binding; heme binding
Source: RefSeq, a predicted model, not a curated record
CUCGACUGUGUGUAACAAACUGUUGUUCGUUCCACAUCGCAUUGGAGGAUAUGGCAUAUGACUGUUCCUUCCUGGUUUAGCAUUCGACAAGAUGAAGGUUUUCGGACGAGCUGUGACGCGGACCGGGAUGCCGACGCCCGGAGCACAAGCCCCUCGCGCUCACAAGCUGACAAACGUGUUCUCGGUACCCCAUGUCUACACUCCAAGCUCUUCAUCCACCUCCCAUCCACUCGUCUCCACCCGCCGGAUCCACACGCCGCUCCCUCCACUCCGCCCCCCGUCCCUCCACCUCAGUCCAUCUCGACCACGUCCUCCCGACCGCCACCGCACGUCGUCCGCCUUCUCUAUCCACCCGCCCUCCACCGCCCUCGCUACACCCACCCGUUGCUACGGAGGCGUCACCCACACCGAGACUACCCGAGAGCCGCCCUCCUCCUCCCCCGCGCCCUUCGGCAGGAGCCUGGAGGACAUCGCGAUGGGAAGACCUUAUCUCGAGGCCUACGAGGUUAUCGAGGACUUCGCCGACGUCCUGCUUGACGAGGAGGCCAUGGUGACCGAGAGGCCCUUCAGCGGGGACGUCGCCAGAGGGCCCCCCGACGCCCCGCCCCUCCCCGCGGCCCUCAUCCCUGGCCCUAAGUCGUGGCCCCUUCUAGGAUGCCUGCCCUAUAUGCUCAGGCACCCAGCCUUCGACCCGAAUCGCGUGUACCUGUUCUGGCAAGCGACCGCGCAAGAAUUCGGUCCCAUCUUCCGGAAAGACAUGCCAGGUCAUCCGAAUCUCGUGUUCAUCACCGACCCGGAGGACGUGUUCACGAUGUUCCACACGACCAUGCUCAACCCCGUUCGACCCGGGAUGACCUCGCUCAAGAAGAUUCGCGAGGACAACCACAAGGAGAGGGAGAAGGAAGGGAGAGGCUGUCCAGCUGGCGACCUCUUCUGCGACGGCACUGGGAUUCUGGCGGAGCAGGGAGAGAGGUGGUGGCGCGUCCGGCGGCGCGUCCAGAAGCCCAUCACAGACCAGGCCAUCAUCAGCCGCUUUCUGCCGGACAUGGACGAGGUCGCGAGAGCCUUCGUCAGGAGAAUCAGGAAUUUAAGAGACGGGAACCAGGAGAUGCCACAUACCUUCAAGGACGAAAUUUAUAAGUGGUCUUUAGAAUCCUUAGCCACAGUAGCCCUCGAACGACGCCUGAACUGCUUCGAGGACGACCUCCAGGCAUCACCCGAGUCGUCGCGUCUUAUUCUCUUGGCCAAGCAGCUCCUCGAGGCUCUGCACGAGACAGAGAAUGUCAAACUGUGGCAGUAUUUCCCGACGGCUUCUAUAUCGAGGUUGAGGGAGGCUCAUGACGUGUUCAGCGAGUGCGUGACUAUCUGCUUUCUUGAGAGGAGGAGACGCCCCGCGGAGGCUGAGGGCUGUGGAGCGCUUUUCCCCCCCGGGCCCCCGGCCCCCGGGCCCCAAAGAGGGGCGGAAAAGUCCCCCAAAGUUCUGAGCGAAUUCACCGUGGGUUACAAACACGAGGAUAUUCAUCUCGUCAACAAGCUUGGUUACGGUCCCUCGCACCCGCUGAGGUUCACGCUCAGCGACAGAAACUGA